Zea mays is the source of this 1911-nucleotide messenger RNA. Its product is annotated as UPF0496 protein. NCBI's taxonomy places the organism in Eukaryota, Viridiplantae, Streptophyta, Magnoliopsida, Poales, Poaceae. The transcript has a single exon. The record is from RefSeq and is marked predicted. Bases 695 to 1813 code for a protein of 372 amino acids.
ACAAGGCACCAUGCCAAGCCCCUCGUUGCUUUGCUUCCCCCAGGCUGCAAGAUCCUCCUCCGCCGACCUCGAGGAGAGGAGGGGAACAUGAAACACGCGCAAUUGCUGCUGAGCUACUUACUACACACACCGCAGCGGUGCACACCACGUCCACAGUCCACACGCGCGCGCCUAGGCCUAGCGAUGGAGUGACAAGCAUCGGGUUGCUUCCGGCGAUGGCCAUUGCCAACCCCGCCCCCCGUCUCCUUCGUCAUGCGUACAAGACAUCCCCACAUCACCCCCUCCUCCACCACCUCCUCGCCGCACCGCAAAAUCCACCUCCCCUUCCCGGCCCUGCAUUGCAUCCGUUCUUCUUGCUUGCUUCCCCGGAACCUCGCGCUUGGUCUGACGCAACGCAACGCGCCUUCGGGCCCUGAGAUAAAAUCUCCCAGCGCUCGCUUGCUCCGCCAAAAUUCACUCCUUGGAAUUUCCUGAGCUGUGGGAAAUUUUCUCUUUUGUUUUGGUUCUUCUUUGUCCCCUUAGGUCGCUAGCAUUUGUGCGUUCCGCCGAAGCUCCCUUGUUUGAUCCGUCCUAGUUGCGGAAGCGCCUCUUGAUUUGGUUCUAAAAUACAUCGUUUCUUGUUUUCAUCCUUCCGAAGGGGGGGAAAUCAUCUUUUUUGGGCCCUGAUUUGAGUGUGUCACCUUUGGUUCCGGCAAUGGGGAACAGCAGCAGCAGCAACAGACGUCCGCCGGGGCCCUCGGAGCCGGCGGAAGAGCUGAGCUCAUACGAGGCCGCGUGCCGGUCGGACCCGGAGCUGCGCACCUUCGACACGACGCUGCAGCGGCGCACCAGCCGCGCCAUCUCGACGCUGGCCGUGGGCGUCGAGGUGCGGUCGAUGUCGCUGGACUCGCUCCGCGAGGUCACCGGCUGCCUCCUCGACAUGAACCAGGAGGUGGUGCGCGUCAUCCUCGACUGCAAGAAGGACAUCUGGAAGAGCCCCGAGCUGUUCGACCUCGUCGAGGACUACUUCGAGAGCAGCCUGCAGACCCUCGAUUUCUGUACCGCACUCGACAAGUGCCUCAAGCGCGCCCGCGACUCCCAGCUCCUCCUCCACGUCGCGCUCCAGCGCUUCGACGACGAGGAAGACAUCGACGCCGCCGCCGCUGCUCCCUCCGCCCGGUACGCGCGCACGCUGCACGAGCUGCGCCAGUUCAAGACGGCCGGGGACCCCUUCACGGACGAGUUCUUCGCCGCGUUCCAGGCCGUUUACCGGCAGCAGCUGGCAAUGCUGGAGAAGCUGCAGCAGCGCAAGCACCGGCUCGACAAGAAGGUCAAGACCAUCAAGGCGUGGCGCCGGGUGUCAAGCAUCAUCUUCGCGACCACGUUCGCGGCCGUGCUCAUCUGCUCCGUUGUUGCCGCGGCCAUCGCCGCCCCGCCUGUGGCCGCGGCAUUGGCCGCGGCUGCUGCAGUCCCUCUGGGGUCUAUGGGGAAGUGGAUCGAUUCGUUGCUGAAAGGGUAUCAGGACGCGCUCCGCGGACAGAAGGAGGUGGUGAGCACAAUGCAGGUUGGCACAUUCAUUGCCAUCAAGGAUUUGGACAGUAUCAGAGUCCUCAUCAACCGGGUGGAGCUGGAGAUCAGCUCAAUGGUAGACUGCGUAGAGUUUGCAGAGCGGGAUGAGGAGGCGGUGAAAUUUGGGGUGGAGGAGAUCAAGAAGAAGCUGGAGAACUUCAUGAAGAGUGUCGAAGAUCUAGGAGAGCAAGCAGACCGGUGUAGCCGGGAUAUCCGUCGUGCAAGGACCGUUGUUCUGCAAAGAAUCAUCCGACAUCCAAACUGAAAAAUAAAGGGAAAUGUAAGGUAUGGAUGUCUUAAUAUAUAGCCAUGUUACUCUUAAUAAUGUUGUGAUGGAAUGUACAUAAGAGAUGCACCUUUAGG